Messenger RNA from Pseudomassariella vexata, 309 nucleotides. Its product is annotated as mitochondrial F1-F0 ATP synthase subunit F of fungi-domain-containing protein. The transcript is spliced from 5 exons. Gene Ontology annotation, biological process: proton motive force-driven ATP synthesis. The coding region runs from base 1 to 309 and encodes 102 amino acids. The record is from RefSeq and is a predicted model, not a curated record. NCBI's taxonomy places the organism in Eukaryota, Fungi, Ascomycota, Sordariomycetes, Amphisphaeriales, Pseudomassariaceae.
AUGAGCUUCGUUACUCGACGGGCGCUGUCGACCCUCAUCCCUCCUAAGGUCGCUUCUCCAAAUGCCAUUGGCGCUGCCCCCGAUGCCCUACGCAUGAAGCGUGUCGUCAGCUUCUACGAGAAACUCCCCCGCGGCCCGGCUCCCAAGGUCGAGGCCAAGGGUCUCCUCGGCCGAUACCAGGCCAAGCAUUUUGCUGGCGAGAACGCCUCCGCCAAGCCCAUCAUCCACGCCAUCGGCCUCAUUCUCGUCAUUGGGUAUCCCAUGACCUACUACUUCCACUUGCGCCACCACAAGAACAACGCCCACUAG